ACUGUACCAGUUUGUUAGUAUGCCCAUCCUGGAGGGAUCUCCACAAGAACAUCAGCAACAGACGGAUGAGAGCAGCCCUACGUUAUGUAGACUACCGAGUCGAGGAGGGCAGUCUCAAGUUGCUAGUGGUCAAAGUACUGGCAGUGUGACUUCGCGCCAUACGGGGCGAUUCACGAUCGAAGACGCUGAAGAUUUGUCAUUUAGCGCAUUACCAGGAGGUAGUGUCUCUAUUCGUCGGAAAGAAACUAUGGACGAAUUGGACAUCGAUCCCGUACCAGAGUUUGCCUGCCCCUGGCAGUCGAGCUCUUCCUGUUGUGAUAUGCCAACAACCUCGGAGAAUGUUCUACGGGAUGCUUCCCCAAAGAAGAUCGACGAGAGUCGUUCGGCAAAUGGCGAUUUCGACAGAGCCCAGCUGACUGUGAAGGUGCCGAGACGGAUAGGAAGGUUCGACGUCGUCGAGGCUACUCCCCGAGCUGGACCUGCUCGCAUGAGUUCGGGCUCAGCUCGGAACUGUCCGUCGUUAGCGCCUCUUAAUACGUUGCAGAUCUUGCAGACGCUGGAGGAGUUGAACCAGCAGGUUCGGACUUUAUGUGAUCGUAACACUGCUUUAGAGGAGGAGAAUGCACUAUUGCGGAGCCGUUGUGCGAAGUUUAUCGAACAGUUGCACGAGUUGGGAGCGUCUUCAGUGGAUUUACAAUCACCUGAAUGUCGAGUCGCCAUCACGCGCAGUGACACGCCUACUGAGACUUCAUAUUCUUACAAGUGGUGAUGACCUAAUGUUCAAUGGCAGUUUUCCAGCAGAUCCGAGAGGAGCAAUUCAGCCUUUCGAGUGACCUGCACACUCAGCAUUUCAAUUGUCUGAAUAUCCGAUUAGAUGACAGAUGCUAUUCUAUUUAAUUUGGCA
Perkinsus marinus ATCC 50983 is the source of this 904-nucleotide messenger RNA. RefSeq lists its product as hypothetical. The transcript has 10 exons. The annotation marks the transcript as partial. NCBI's taxonomy places the organism in Eukaryota, Perkinsozoa, Perkinsida, Perkinsidae. The record is from RefSeq and is a predicted model, not a curated record.